This is a messenger RNA of Pieris rapae (cabbage white), 1123 nucleotides long. RefSeq names its product seroin. NCBI's taxonomy places the organism in Eukaryota, Metazoa, Arthropoda, Insecta, Lepidoptera, Pieridae. The coding region runs from base 143 to 880 and encodes 245 amino acids. The transcript is spliced from 11 exons. The record is from RefSeq and is a predicted model, not a curated record.
GUUCGGCAAAUUUUGUUGCAUUGUAUUAUUUAUUUUCCGAUGCAUAAAACCUUUUUAUAUCCAAAUCACGUUUUCUAUUCACUUUGUUAUGUGAUCUAAAGGCAAUCGGACGUUUUUCCUGUAUUUCACAGGCACUUUUAGUAUGUCCAAAGUUUUGAAAGUGUUAACGAUGGCGCUUCGAUGUGUCGUCGCCUUAUUGGCAGUUACUUGUACACAUGCGCUGAAUCAAUAUCAAAACCAGUAUGGAAAUUUCCAAAACAACCAAGGUUUUAGGCAACCACAAUUCCCUACAAUUACAAUGCCACCAAUCAAACCGAUGGUUUUCCCAACUUUCCCGACAUUUCCCACAUUUUCCCCGCAGGAUAUAAUCAACCAGCAAGGAGGCCCUGGAGUCAAUUUUAAUGGCGCUGCCAUAUCUUCGUCGAGUUUUACAAAGGUUGACCAGGAUGGGAAAGUUCAACGUGGAGGUCUCACAAAAAUUAUUACCAAUCGCAAUGGGGUUAUCGAGGAGCGUACAUACCCUGAUGAUGGCUCCAACAUCAAUAUAGUGUCUUCGUUCCCACAACCUAAUAUACCUAAGUUUCCGGUACUUCCACAGAUAAAGUUACCAUUACCUGUCUUACUGGUACCCCCAUUUCCUCAAAUAAAGGUUCCAUUCAUACCACUGCCACCUGUACCAAAAAUCGACCCCAUAGUUAUCCCAAAAUACAGUCCAGGUCCAAAUGAAGAAUUUCGCGGCAGAUCCAUCGUUUCAUACAGACAUUCAUCCGAUAUCAAUGGGGCGAGGAGCAGUGGUGGCGUUGAUACAAUUAUCAGUAACGAAAAUGGAAGAGUUGAUAAGAAAACUUUUAAGUAUGGAGACUUGAACGAUGAUUACUAAGUAUACAGAAAUAAUAUCUAGACACCAAUAGGAAGUAUCACAAGUACUGCAACAAAUUUUCCAAAAAAGUAUAAAAUUUAAAAGAAACGAAUCAUUUAUUAUUUAUUUUUGUAAAUAUGCUUGAUGCUGCUAAGGCAUAUAACAAACAUAAGAACUUGAAUUUAAGAGAUCAAACAAACAUGGAUUUAAAGUGGGAAUUGAUGUAGACAUAUUAAUUGAAUAAAAAUAUUUGAUUACCCGUUA